AUGUCACGCAAGCCCGGCUUGGUGUCGCGGUCGUUGGAAUAUCGCGCGCCCGAAACGCCGCGCUUUCUUCAAGCGCUCGAGGCGCAAGUCGGCUCGAAUUCGCGCUACGCCUCGUGUGACUCGCGAGACCAACUGGAUUCGUUGGUGGCAUCUUGUUCGGCGCGCGAGCGCAAGCGAGCCACGCUGCAUGACAAAGACGACCAAGAUUUGGAUAGCGAGGAUGAACUGCUCGGUGCUCAGGUCGUCGUACUGAAGCCAGGCAAGCAUCUAUCGCGCGACGAGGCGAUCCGACUCAAGACGUCCGCUCCACAGCCCGAGUCACGCACCGCUCAAACGCACCACAUAGCCGUUGUUUCAAGUAGCCCAGGUACCAACACAGCUGCUACGUCAAGCAAGCGACGACGCAUUCCCAUCGACUCUGUCGACCAUGCACCGCACAACGCCACCGAUCCGCUCGACCACGUCAAGCAGCUCAUCCGCUCACCCUCCAAGAACAGCAAUCCCAACCCGAAACAAGACACGCGAAAGCCCAAAGCAAACACACUCCCCAACAAGCCCAAACCGCAGCCAGGCAAAGGGCUGAGUUUCAGCUUCGACGACGACGCAUAG
Messenger RNA from Mycosarcoma maydis (corn smut), 609 nucleotides. RefSeq lists its product as uncharacterized. The record is from RefSeq and is a predicted model, not a curated record. The coding region runs from base 1 to 609 and encodes 202 amino acids. The transcript has a single exon. NCBI's taxonomy places the organism in Eukaryota, Fungi, Basidiomycota, Ustilaginomycetes, Ustilaginales.